This is a messenger RNA of Acanthaster planci (crown-of-thorns starfish), 2662 nucleotides long. RefSeq lists its product as uncharacterized. Lineage: Eukaryota; Metazoa; Echinodermata; Asteroidea; Valvatida; Acanthasteridae. The record is from RefSeq and is a predicted model, not a curated record.
GAAAGGUCACCUGGUGUACACAAUGAAUGAGACCACACAACACGGAUGUAAAAUACCGACUCUGAAACGUCUCUAACAAGCUCAUUUCUGUCCAGCUUCUCAGGACAAAAGUUGGAUCAGAUGUUAUUAGAGACUACCGAAUAGGAUCUGGAGAAAUAAGACGCCAGUAAUCAUGGCAACCGGACACAUCUUGCCAGGCCGGGGUAGCAUUGUUACCAAAUUCCGGUCGAAGUCGGCAGACCCGACCAUGUCCAGUUACCGGUACAACAAGGAGGGCCGCUUGGGAGGGCGGGGAACGUACGGCCGGCCGCAAUACCAAACUAGCCCCAGGGAUCUGGUGGAAAUAAAGCGAGACGCUCUCCUUGCCUGGACUGAAGAGAUGGAAGACUGGAGCAAAUCUCCAAAUAAAAGACCAACUACUUAUGAGCACAGUUAUUAUGACAAAAAUGUCAAAACGGAAGAUAGAGCCAGAAUGAGACCGAUUUCCCCAACGAGGAGAAAUAAACCGCACCCAAAAGAUGUGUUCCUGACAUGCAGACUUCACAAAGUCCCUGGGUAUUAUGAUCCCUCAGCGGCUAUGGGCAAAGAGAUUGGUGCUGUGCAAGGCUUUCAGAAUCCUGAUGCAAGAAUCAAAGAAGAGGUGUAUCUAGUUGAUGCUCUGUGUCCUGCAUGGGAACAGGAGGAGAGACGCCAUCUGAGACAUAAAUACAUUGGUCGACCAAGCACAGCAAACGUCAUGACAUACAGAGACGAAGAGCGUGAGAAGAUGAAAAGAGUGAUCUCAGAUCCUUGGUCAGCACAGGCAGCUGAGGCCUGGUUGAAACUAGCCGGUAGCACAAACAGGAAAGCUGUGAAGAAAAUGGUUAAUAGCGCUCGUGCAACCACUCAAGUGUCGAAUAGACAGCCACAGGAUAGAACUACGAGAAAUGUGACUGAGCAAGUCAGGGAACCAUAUCAAGCAUCCGUUCAUCGCUUCCUGAAAGGAGCCGGCCAUGAAGAGUCAAAAGCAGCCGAGAAAUUAUUUGACAGUCUUGAGAGUGCACCCCGACCUCUUCCUAUGAGCGGACCUCAUUUCCACAUCACCGAUUACAGCAAAGUACAUCACAAGAUACACCCAAAACACAUACGCACCGACUUCACCAUCCAUCCUGAAUGGGUGCCAUGAACUGAUAGGAACUUCCUAAACUCUUGGUUGAAUGGUAGACCUCUUGAAACAGUUCUGGAUCUAGAGGGAUCAACUUUUUUCCUUCCUUUGCAGAGUGGAAACAUUUCUUGGCAGACAUAAUUAUUUGCAUACUGUAGUCACUGCUUAACCAUUCAAAUUUUAGGACUGCAGAGAUUCUUAUCUUUACAGUUUAAAGAGGUGAAUUUUUCUUCCUGUAGCCUCACUGCAGUACCUGAAAAUUGGGAAGGUGUGAUUGUUCCAAGCUGUUCACAAUUAGACCACCUUCAGAAAACUAGAUGGUCCCAAGUAGGAAUGCUUAACCCAUUUGCGGACACAGCAGCCUUUCAUAGAAUGUUUCGAAAUGAGUUGAUUCGGCUUAGACUUCAGCUUCACUGGUUUCAGUCAGAGCUUGAACAUGUGGUUUCCAACGCUGCUUCAAAAUAGCUGGAACCAGUGAAACCAAAGUCUAAGUCUAAGCCGAAUUCAGUCGUUUCAAAAAAUGCUCAUAGUGUAGUUAGAAACAUGUCAUAAAGCCCCCUUUUCUGAGGAAUGAAAAAGGAACAGGAACAUUUCAAGUGUGAGAUAAUUUCUUGUGGAAGAGAUCUACGUCCGGAGUGAGUACUCUUUUAAGAAUAUACUGUCACAAACUACUGCAUUUCACUUGAAGGUCUAUAAAUGUGAUCCCCACAUUACAGUUAUGAUAAAGAUAUCAAGUUGCAAGUGUACAUGUGUAUCGUUGAUUUCUUAUCAGCAAUUUGUAAAGCAAUGUUUUUUCUUGUUGAUUUGUGAUUAAAAGGAACUAGAUGUCAUUAAGUUGAAAAGAAUGUCCAGUUUCAUGGGAUGACUUGCUAUGAUAAUGUCUCCAAGUGAUAAUGAAAGUGCAUCAAACACUUCACACAAAUGUGAACUUAAUUAAUGUUUUUUUUCAAUUUGAAAUUGCUCCUAAGUUUACACCGAGGGAAAGCUUUCCACAUCAGCUCUGAGAAACUUGCGUCAACAUUUAAAGCUAAAACCUCCAGUUUGUGUAAGCAUUGUUUAAAACUUCAGAAAGUACCAUGAGUAACAAUGUUGUAGAAGUAAAUAUUAUUCAGACAUCUUUGUGCAAUUGUUUUUGUAUUCUCUGCAUAUGACUAGCAUUUCCAACUGUGUGCAAAUGUACAAAAGUCGGUGUUGACAAUUCGUCAAGUCAUUUCUGACUAUCUUCUUUCCUAAAUGCACAUAGUCCAGAUUUAAUGCAUCUGUUGAUACAUGUAUAGAUUGUGAAGGAAAUGUGACUCAGAACAAAGGGUAAUUCUUUAAAUUAUGGAAGACACGAAUGUUGUUUCUUCCACAGAUUUUUGAAGUGGAUAUGUAUGUGUAAAAAAUGGAACUGACGCAACCAUAGUUUAAUAGCCUGUGGUGUUUUGUUUUGUAAAUUUGAGGAAAAUACCUGAUAAGUUUCUAUGUGAAACACAAAAUGAAACUGAGCAUUUUAAUAAAACACUUGGAAUGAGAAAA